Messenger RNA from Hippocampus comes (tiger tail seahorse), 2872 nucleotides. It is a transcript of the gene tedc1, whose product is annotated as tubulin epsilon and delta complex 1. Lineage: Eukaryota; Metazoa; Chordata; Actinopteri; Syngnathiformes; Syngnathidae. The record is from RefSeq and is a predicted model, not a curated record. The transcript is spliced from 8 exons. The coding region runs from base 113 to 1315 and encodes 400 amino acids.
AUGCUCCGAAAAAUGUCCAACAUGUCAAGAAUUUCAAGAGAAGAAAUAACAAACUCGUAUUAUUUUGCAGCGCGUUGCUAACAAAAAGGAAACCGUUUCGCUGUUUGGUGCGAUGCAGCGCCAUAAAGCGAGUGUGGAGGUAAAGCAAGUGAUUGGAAUUUUGUGUAAAUUACUGACGGCCACCGGACUCCAACAUGUCCCUGCCCCGGAGACUUUUAGACGGGCUAAAUUUGGUGAAGUCAAUGUGGAGGAUCAAUUCUGGCAGCUGCUAGCCAACACCCUGCAGACAAGAACUCUGUCCGCUGCUGGCUGCACACAGGUGAAAAAUGUCACUCCUGAGUGCAAGAUGCUGGUGAGCGCAGGCCUUUGGCAGAGUGGUUACUAUGCUGGCUGGAUGUAUCGAAGCCAGAUGGGAGGAGUCACCAGCAGGGAACUCCUUCUAGCAUUUGGCUGGCUGCUUGCUGCUGGAACGCUGGAGAAACUUUUGACCCGACGAGUACAACAACUGGACAAAACACUUGUCCCACCCAUACUUAUGAAACUUGAGAUUCCUCAGCAGCCCCUGGUCGAGUGCAGCUCAAUGAGAAGGCUUCAGUGGCUCAUGGGUUGCCUGAGACACCAGGGACGGAUGCUGCUGGCCAUGCAGGACGAGCGAGCUUCUUUGUUACAUGCUGUUUUUUCUGCUAGCCAACCUUCUCGAUCAUCUUCCGCAGGUCAAAGCUGUACUGUGCUGAAUGAGGCAUGCAUUGGUGCGCAGGAAGUUUGUGACCUCCUUGAGUUGUACCUAAACUGGAAGCAGGUGGAGAAUGUUUUCUGGACCUGGAUGGACAGUGUGGUUGAUUACCGUGAGAAGGACGCUGUCACCGAGAGGCCGUCACAUCUGAGGGGAGCGAUCGCUAGCCUCCCUGGACAACCGGCUAUAGAAAAACUGGACGGCAUACUGCUGAGACUGAAAACACUGCAGAAGAGACAGAAGACCACAAGAGGGGACGUUCAGGACGGACGAGGGAGACUUCGGGCUGGCAUGGAUGCUUGCCAUGACACGGCUUUUCUCGAAUCUUUGCCUCCCCUGUUGUCCAUCUCCCAGGCAUACCGAGCCAGAUUCCAGGCUGGGAAGACAGUCAACAGCUGCUCGGUCAGUUUCCAUGGUACAGUCGAGGAGGCAGACGUGCUGUCAGCGUCUCAGGUCGUGGGAAUGCUUACUCAAACUGAGAGACAGCUGCUGGAGGGGAGGGACACGCAGAGACUGGCCAACAGGAUGAAGCUACAGGAGAUGAUUGGCAGAUUGGACAAACUGGUGUUGAUACCACCGUAAACAUGAAAAAUGACAUCUGCUGUGCCCGCCGUAAGAUAUUAUGGAUGUUUUUAGGUGCUAAAGGGUCAUCAGAAAAUGGACUAGUUUCUCAUGCAGGCCUGUGGAAUGAUAUGAAAUGACUGAACAUAAUUUAUGAUGCCGUAUUUGAAGGGAAACUAAACUCAAGAUGUUUUAUAAAUUUGAACAUUUUGUUUAGCAGCUACUGUUUACUUAAAUGUAGUAUUUAUUCUUCAAAAAAUGCUUCUAAAACAUCGUACCUACAGUACCGUGAAAAAGUAUUUGCCCCCUUCUUGAGUUCUGUGUUCUUUUUUUUUCGAAUUUCUUCGUCAAUUUCUUCGGAUCAUGGCAUGAUGCGUUUGUUUCUUGAGAUGUUGUUGCCAAUUCACUUUGCCUGAGACAGAUUCUAUUUAUGUGCCUUCUUGAUUAAACAAAUGUGGUAAUCAGGUUUGGGUGUGGUCUGUGAGAUUUAACUCGGCUUUCCCAAAACUCAUUCGUCGCAGUUACUUUGUGAUUUAAUGAGAGGGGGCAAUUACUUUUUCACAUUGAGCCAGAUAAGUUAGGAUUUGUUUUCCCUCUUGGUAAAUUAAAUCAUCAUUUAGAAACGGCAUUUUGUAUUUUCUUGGGUUGUGUCUGUGUGAUAUGAAAAUUGGUUUGAUGAACUGAAACCUUUGUGAUAAAUAAGCAAAGAACACAGAAACCGGAAAGCAUGCACUGUACUUUGUGAAGAGGGUUUCCAUUUUUGGGUUCAUUUGCAAGUAAACAAAUUUGCAUUUCCCACCCACAUUGUGUACAAAAAAAACAGUAAAUUUACAUCAAUGACAAGCUACAUAUUUACUGCCUUUACAUUUACAUAAACGACAUAAUAAACCAUGAUGAUAAAUGUCUUAAUGUUUUUACCGGGAUGUAAUCUCAACUGGAUUACUUUUUGUGUUUCACAUCAAAGAGGUUGACAAACAUACAGCGCUGAUGUCCGCUUCCUGUUUUCCCAGUCUUUAUUAAAACCAUUGUACUCAAUCUCUCAGCCGAGACAAUACUGUACCCGCUUAUUGUCAGGAAAAUGAUCUCGGUCAACAUGGCACCGUAUUUGCGUUUAAUUAUUCAGUUUUUAUUCCAUCAAUGCUAACAGAUGACUGUUAAACUCACGCUGGUAGAUCCUUAUUCGAAAAAAUUUGUUUUUCACAGAGGGUCAGAAAGGUUUGGAUUUUCUUUUUGCCUGAAUAAAGUGAAUUGUCAUUUGAAAAUUGCAUUUUGUAUUCCUUGGGGUUGUCUCUGAGUGAUCUUAAAAUUGGUUUGAGUUGAACCCUUUGUGUGUGUGUGUGAUUUAUAUGCAAAACAAUGAAAUCAGGAGGGAAGUAAAUACUUUUUCGCGGCACUGUAGCCAUAUUCAAUCCAGUCGCUGACGCUUGAGAACUGACCUCUUGGUCACCAGUGUGAUGCCAAAGAAAAUUUUACGGAUUUCUGAAAGAGUUAUUUAAACGAGGCAGACAGUAUCAGAUUUGUUCAAAUGCUGCAUUUUCAUGUACACGUGUCUGUUUUUUUUUUUUUAUGUAAAAAAAA